AUGGAUAUCUUUAGAGUGCUAACAAGAGGUGCUUCUGUCAAGAAGAAGGAUAAUAGUAAAAAGCAAAGUUCUGUUGAUUAUAGUUUAAGUAAAUCGAAUCAUACAAAUUUGAAAACUCCUGGGAAAAAUGAUAAACUAGCAAAUAUACAAAUGGAUAGAGAAUUGGAUUUCUUCAGAAAUAAAAAAAUAUUCCAUAAAGUUACUGAUUCUAAACUAGGAGACAGUGAUCAGGAAACUUUAUCGAAAUCUGAACCAGCAGUAGAUGGAAACGAAGAAGAUGAAACGGAAACAUUCGAUGUACAACCGAAAAUUACAAAUGCGAAAGAUGCAUUAGAAUUACGUAAAUCAUAUAAGGGGAACGUUACAGGUCAAGAUAUACCGUUACCAAUUGGAUCAUUUGAAGAUCUUAUAACAAGGUUUUCAUUCGAUAAAAGAUUAUUGACCAACUUAAUUGAGAAUCAUUUCACUGAACCAACGCCAAUUCAAUGUGAAAGUAUCCCAUUAGCUUUGAAUUCUCGUGAUAUAGUUGCGUGUGCACCAACUGGUUCUGGUAAAACUUUAGCAUUCUUAAUACCAUUAUUACAACAAAUCAUCAAUGAUAAAGAAACGUUAGGUUUAAAAGGGUUAAUCAUUUCUCCAACAAAGGAAUUGGCAAAUCAAAUAUUUAUUGAAUGUAUUAAAUUAUCAAAUAAAAUUUUCCUUGAUAAAAAACGCCCAUUACAAAUUGCAUUAUUAUCAAAAUCAUUAAGUGCAAAAUUGAAAAAUAAAGUUAUAAACGAAAAGAAAUAUGAUAUUAUCAUUUCCACACCAUUAAGAUUAAUUGAUGUAGUCAAGAAUGAAGCAUUAGAUCUAUCUAAAGUAAAGCAUUUAAUAUUUGAUGAAGCAGAUAAAUUAUUCGAUAAGACUUUUGUAGAACAAACUGAUGAUAUCUUGAGUUCAUGUACAGAUAAUAGUCUUCGUAAGGCAAUGUUUUCAGCUACCAUACCAUCGAAUGUCGAGGAAAUUGCCAAUUCAAUAAUGUUAGAUCCCAUUAGAGUCAUUAUUGGUCAUAAGGAAGCUGCAAAUAUGAAUAUUGAACAAAAAUUAGUAUUUUGUGGUAAUGAAGAAGGGAAACUGAUUGCAAUUAGACAAUUAGUUCAAGAAGGUGAAUUCAAACCACCAAUUAUUAUUUUCUUAGAGUCAAUUACAAGAGCUAAGGCAUUGUAUCAUGAAUUAAUGUAUGAUAGAAUGAAUGUUGAUGUCAUUCAUGCAGAAAGGACUGCGUUACAAAGAGAAAAAAUCAUUGAAAGAUUUAAGAGUGGUGACCUUUGGUGUUUAAUUUGUACAGAUGUCCUUGCUAGAGGUAUUGAUUUCAAAGGUGUUAACUUAGUCAUUAACUAUGAUGUGCCAAGAACCGCACAAGCUUAUGUCCAUAGAAUCGGUAGAACAGGGAGAGGUGGUCGUUCCGGUAAAGCCAUCACGUUAUACACCAAGCAAGAUUCAUUAGCAAUUAAACCUAUCAUAAAUGUCAUGAAACAAAGUGGAUGCGAAGUUGCUGAAUGGAUGAAUAACAUAUCUAAGAUUACCAAAAAGGAAAAGGAAGCCAUUAAGAGAGGUAAAAGUCAUACAGAAAGAAAACAAAUUAGUACGGUCCCAAAAAUCGAUAUUCUUAAGAAAAAGAGGAAACAAGAAAUGAUUCAAGCUUCAAAGAGAAGAAAAUUGGAAGAACACCAGUGA
This is a messenger RNA of Naumovozyma dairenensis CBS 421, 1716 nucleotides long. RefSeq names its product RNA-dependent ATPase ROK1 (gene ROK1). The record is from RefSeq and is a predicted model, not a curated record. Gene Ontology annotation, biological process: maturation of SSU-rRNA. The transcript has a single exon. The coding region runs from base 1 to 1716 and encodes 571 amino acids. Gene Ontology annotation, molecular function: ATP binding; nucleic acid binding; RNA helicase activity. NCBI's taxonomy places the organism in Eukaryota, Fungi, Ascomycota, Saccharomycetes, Saccharomycetales, Saccharomycetaceae.